Molecule: messenger RNA, 990 nt
Organism: Aspergillus melleus
Lineage: Eukaryota; Fungi; Ascomycota; Eurotiomycetes; Eurotiales; Aspergillaceae
Product: endo alpha-1,4 polygalactosaminidase
Exons: 1
Coding region: 1-990 (329 amino acids)
Source: RefSeq, a predicted model, not a curated record
AUGGUAGGCAACUUUGAAGAAGCGGCCCUGAAGGGUCAGUCGGCAGGAGGCUGGAAAUCCUGGUCGACGAAGAAGAAACUCUUGGUGAUCGGCUCGGUCCUCUUGGCCAUCAUCGCCCUGGCCAUUGGUCUGGGCGUUGGCCUCGGCGUAGGGCUGAACAACGGCGACAACGACGAAGGCGACAGCGGUGAUAACGAGACCACCCCGCCCACCACCGGAGGCGGCGGCGGCAACACCACCAGCGGCAGCGUCAAAUGGAAGCCCAAGGCCGGUACCACCUGGCAGAUCGAGUUGCUGUACCCGCUCAACGACACCUCGUAUGAUGUCGAAGUCUAUGACAUUGACCUGUUCACCAACAAGAAGGAGACCAUCGAUGACCUCCACAAGCAGGGCCGCAAGGUCAUCUGCUACUUCUCCGCGGGCAGCUACGAGAACUGGCGCCCGGACAAGGACAAGUUCAAGAAGUCGAGUCUCGGCUCGGUCAUGGACGGCUGGGAGGAUGAGAAGUGGAUCGACAUCCGCAGCGACAACGUCAAGGAAAUCAUGACCGACCGGUUGGACAUGGCGGUCAAGAAGGGCUGCGACGGCGUCGACCCCGACAAUGUCGACGGAUACGACAACGAGAACGGUCUGGACCUGAAGGAAUCCGACUCGGCCACGUUCAUGAACUGGCUGGCCGACGAGACGCACAAGCGCAACAUGUCCAUCGGUCUGAAGAACGCGGGCGCCAUCAUCCCCAAGGUCAUCAACAAGAUGCAGUGGAGCGUCAACGAGCAGUGCGCGCAGUACGAGGAAUGCGACACGUACGCCGCCUUUGUGCACAAGGACAAGCCGGUCUUCCACAUCGAGUACCCCAAGGGCGACGACACCAACAAUAACGUCAACGUCUCGACGAAGAAGAAGGACCAGGCUUGUGAAUUCAGCGGCUCGGGCAACUUCUCCACGGUGAUCAAGAACAUGAACCUGAACAACUGGGUCCAGACUUGUUAA